ACCAUCUCUCUAAAGCUUCUCUCAUAACAAUGGAAAGACAAAUCAACAUAGAGAGUAGUGUUUCUCAAGUAACCUUUAUCUCCUCCACCGUCUCCGCCGUAUCUUCCUCCUCCUCCGUCACCGCUUCCGCCUCAUUGUCCUCUUCACCUACAACAUCUUCUUCUUCUUCAUCAUCAUCAACAAAUUCUAACUUCAUUGAGGAAGACAACUCUAAAAGAAAAGCAUCUCGAAGAUCAUUAUCAUCAUUAGCCUCCGUUGAAGACGAUGAUCAAAACGGUGGAGGAGGAAAACGGCGAAAGACCAGCGGUGGAGAUAAACAUCCGACGUAUAGAGGAGUAAGGAUGAGGAGUUGGGGAAAAUGGGUAUCGGAGAUUAGAGAGCCAAAGAAGAAAUCAAGAAUCUGGCUCGGGACUUAUCCAACGGCUGAGAUGGCAGCUCGAGCUCACGACGUAGCGGCUUUAGCCAUUAAAGGUACAACGGCUUACCUCAAUUUUCCGAAAUUAUCCGGCGAGCUUCCUCGUCCAGUCACAAAUUCUCCUAAAGACAUUCAAGCCGCCGCCUCUUUAGCCGCCGUUAAUUGGCAAGAUCCGGUCAACGAUGUGAGUAAUUCUGAAGUAGCUGAAUUAGCUGAAGCCGAGCCGAGUCGAGCCGUGGUGACUCAGCUGUUUUCUUCGGACACAAGCACGGCGACGACUCAAAGUCAAGAGUCUUCGGAAGCUUCGUGUGCUUCGACGUCGUGUACGGACAAAGACAGUGAAGAAGAGAAGCUGUUUGAUUUGCCGGAUUUGUUUACCGAUGAGAAUGAGAUGAUGAUUCGAAACGAUGCGUUUUGCUAUUAUUCGUCCACGUGGCAGCUUUGUGGAGCUGAUGCUGGGUUUCGGCUUGAAGAGCCGUUUUUCUGUCUGAAUGACUAAAUUACCCUUUUGGGAAAGCUCACUAACACUUGAUUAAUUUACUCUUUUCUUCUUCUUCUUUUUCUUCAAUUUCUCUAUUUACGUUUGAUUUUUUUUUUUCAACUUGAGUGAUAUUGAUUUUUUGUAAAGAAACGAGUUCAUUUUGAUUUUCUAGCAAAUGUGUGGUUGUGUAAUACAAAUGUAGUGAGAAC
This is a messenger RNA of Arabidopsis arenosa, 1105 nucleotides long. NCBI's taxonomy places the organism in Eukaryota, Viridiplantae, Streptophyta, Magnoliopsida, Brassicales, Brassicaceae. The record is from the annotation of a GenBank genome assembly.